Messenger RNA from Camelus dromedarius (Arabian camel), 1174 nucleotides. RefSeq names its product transgelin 3 (gene TAGLN3). Gene Ontology annotation, cellular component: actin cytoskeleton. The record is from RefSeq and is a predicted model, not a curated record. The coding region runs from base 239 to 838 and encodes 199 amino acids. Gene Ontology annotation, biological process: actin filament organization. Gene Ontology annotation, molecular function: actin filament binding. The transcript is spliced from 4 exons. NCBI's taxonomy places the organism in Eukaryota, Metazoa, Chordata, Mammalia, Artiodactyla, Camelidae.
GGUCCGGCAGGGGCUUUAUUCUAAGAGUCACUGGCGCGUGGCUGCGCUUUUCUUUCCCGUUUGUAGGUGAAACCCCAGUGGCUUCAUUGGCUCCUCGAUUUAAACCACGCCCGGCUUUCUGCCCGCUUUGCUGCUGCUGGGCCAGGCCGACCAGCCACAUCCCAGCCCCGUUUGCGGGGAGCCGGGCUGCUGCUGCUAUUGUGUGGAUGCCGUGCGUGUCCUCUCUUCUCUUGCAGAGAUGGCUAACAGGGGUCCCAGCUACGGCUUAAGCCGAGAGGUGCAGGAGAAGAUCGAGCAGAAGUAUGACGCGGACCUGGAGAACAAGCUGGUGGACUGGAUCAUCCUGCAGUGCGCCGAGGACAUAGAGCACCCGCCCCCCGGCAGGGCCCAUUUUCAGAAAUGGUUGAUGGACGGGACGGUCUUGUGCAAGCUGAUAAACAGUUUAUACCCACCAGGACAAGAACCCAUUCCCAAGAUCUCAGAGUCAAAGAUGGCUUUUAAGCAGAUGGAGCAAAUCUCCCAGUUCCUAAAAGCUGCGGAGAUCUAUGGCGUCAGGACCACUGACAUUUUUCAGACGGUGGAUCUAUGGGAAGGGAAGGACAUGGCGGCCGUGCAGAGGACCCUGAUGGCUCUAGGCAGUGUCGCAGUCACCAAGGAUGAUGGCUGCUACCGGGGAGAGCCAUCCUGGUUUCACAGGAAAGCCCAGCAGAACCGGAGAGGAUUUUCAGAGGAGCAGCUCCGCCAGGGACAGAGCGUGAUAGGCCUGCAGAUGGGCAGCAACAAGGGGGCCUCCCAGGCAGGCAUGACCGGGUACGGGACGCCCAGGCAGAUCAUGUGAGGAGCCGCGCCCGCCCCACGGAGAGAGGACGGACGUUCCACGCCGCAGUCUCCGUGAUCAAGAAAUAGCUAGUCACCUUCCGGCCUUCUCCUCGUCCCAAAGCCUCCUGUCCCUGGUUGUUGCAAGUGCUGCGUUUCUGCCGCAAAUCCACGUUGCCUACUGCCGCCACCUUCUGUUCGUUCAGAACUAUGCAAAGACUCCGCUCCCUCCUCCCGAGCCCCCUCUCCCUGAAAGCCCGCCUUUGUCUGACUAUUUAUUUAUUUAUUUAUUUGCCAGAAAUUUCGCUCCUCAACUUAUAGAAGGCACCUAAUAAAUGAAUGAGUCUUGCGUCUUAAA